Messenger RNA from Chlamydomonas reinhardtii, 3284 nucleotides. RefSeq lists its product as uncharacterized. Lineage: Eukaryota; Viridiplantae; Chlorophyta; Chlorophyceae; Chlamydomonadales; Chlamydomonadaceae. The record is from RefSeq and is a predicted model, not a curated record. The transcript is spliced from 13 exons. Bases 396 to 1532 code for a protein of 378 amino acids.
UGUACAGGCAUACAUCGCAGAGAGUCCACCUGGAUGAAGCGCAGCGAUAAUAAAACGGAACGUUGCACAAAAUGUAGGUCCGCUUGUCGCGUGGGCCUCGUUUGUAUCACCAAUUUUACAGCAUGAGUUGUAUGAUGGCUUGGGUCCUAGCACUCGCCGCACUUGCUGGUUCGGUUGUAGUCUGCCAGGCGGAGCACCCGAACCAUCGCCCGCAGCCCCUGCCCUUCUGCGCGGACAUCCUUGGGGCAUUACCGCAUGAGCAGCAGCAGCAAGUGCGUGACAUUCACCAGGAAUGGAUCAUGUUCAGGCGGAUCGAGACAGACAUGCAAGCGCUGCUUGCAAACGUCAGAAACCCACCCAAGGAGUUGGAGCAUCAGCAUGCCUGGAAAACGAGCAUGAAUGAGAGCGAGGUGAACGCCCGCUUCAUGACCUCCCAGAUGAAGCGGCAGGCGCUGGAGGAGAAGAUGAAGGCCCUGGUGACGCAGCUGCGGGCGGCGGGGCAGUUGGCAGCCAACACCGCCGUGCAGGAGCUGGUGCAAUGCAGCUCCGGCCACCUGAACCCGGCACUGUAUCCGGACCGGCCGCACCUCAGCCUCAUGCUGCAGUACUGGCGGCGGCCGGCAGUCAUCCCGUACAUGGAGAGCCUGAUCGAGGCCUGCAACAAGCAGGUGCCCUCGGAGCUGGUGGUGAACAUGGACGACGUGGACUCACCGGCAGAUGCGGAGGCGUGGGCGGAGCUGGCUUGGCGUAGCCAGGGCCUGGUGGUGCCGGUGCUCAGCUCUAACGUGCACGAAGCGCGCGCCAUCAACCGCAUGGCUGGCGUGGCGCGCGGCCGCGUCCUGGUGCUGCUGCAGGAUGACGAUACGCUGCAACCAGCGGACUGCUCGUGGGCGCCUGCACUGCUGAAGCAAUUUGAGGCCAUGCCCAAGCUAGGCAUGGUGGGCCUGAAGGGAUAUCGCCGCGGGGCCACUGCAGGCAACAAGGAGCGCUGGUCUGACACGUUCCGGUUGUUCAGCGACCCCGGCACUGGCGCCUUCUUCACCUACCCGCUGCACGUCGACUACGCGCCGCUGGCGUUCCGGCGCUCGGCGCUGCGCAACGUGGGCGGCGUGGACGAGGGCAUGAGCGACCGGGGCGAGUGCGGCAUCGUGGGAGACUGGGAGAUGUCAGUGCGGAUGUGGGCGGCUGGCUGGCAUGUGGGCUUCAUGCCGCUGCUGGGGCGGGGGCGCAUUGACAAGGAGGAGGGCUCCACGCACCGGCCUGACUUCGUCCGGCGCUGCUGGGGCCGUCAACUGGACCUGGGCCGCCGCGUCUACAACUCCCGCUGGGGCACCGGCUUCAACGCGGGUAUAGGCCAGUUCCUGGAAACGCUGGAAAAUAAAAUCCGUAUCCUAAAUCUCAAGACGCUAACCAAGAACUACACCGACUGCCCCUUCCGCAAGGGCUGCGACGACCUGGUCGGCAACCCCGCGCUGCCGGCGGCCCAGGCGGAGGAAUUUCGCAGCGUGGGGGCGCCCAUGGUGGACGCCUGAGCAACUUCCGCUGCGUUUGGCUGGCCCAACUUCUGACAAUCGCGUCUUGCCAUCGCUUCGGUUGGGAGGAACGCUGGAGGGAACACCCAACGGCGGGUAAUGUUCUGGGUUGGAUUGUCGCAUCGGUAAACGAGGCACCCCAUCCUCAUUGAUUGGUCUGUAAAGAUAUGGGGCCUAUAGGGGGCGGCGGGCGGCUCCUGUCCAGCGGCGGUAGGCAUGGAGCAGAGGCGCUGGCAAUGGAGGCCGUGUGUAGGAGGGCGCGGGGCCGCCCAUACAGCGAUGUAUCACGGCAUGGCAUGGCACGGGUGCAGCAUAUGGUAGGCAGCAGCAUACCGGUAGGUGCUGUACGGUUUUGUGCAUACCGUACGGUAUCCCAAACAGUCCUGAAGAGAGCGGGCUGAUGCCGAACCCCUCUCCCCAUGACUGCAUAGGCGGCAGUUUUGACACGAAUUGGAGGGCAAAGCGGUCGUGGACACGUCGUGGUGGCUACGUGACGGCUGUUGGAGUGUGUUGGAAAGGCAAACAAGCAACAAGCGCGCGUCCGUUGGAGCGUGUGUUGGCUAUGCUGUGACUGGGGGCUUUGCUCGGCGGCUGGACAAAGCGGUCGCAACCCACCUGGGAAUGAACUGACCCUAGCUCUGCCUAGCGUGUGAACUUGCCGCUGACACUAACUGCUUUCGUGAUGUUUGUUGCUAGCCUGGAGCUCACGACGGCGUCUUGCAUUCGCAUUCACUAGCAAGCACUUCGCUAACCUGUGUUGGCGGGCUUCUGGUCUUAGAAGCUGUGGUGUGAGGCUGUGGGCUCAACCAGGCUCAGCCCACCAUCCCGAACCAGGUAGCCGUCCAUGAAAACCAGGGGAGUAGCACAAUCCACUCCUCAACCAGCAGCUUAUGGGAUCCUGCCUAGCAGCGGUAGCAAUGGAGCAGAGGCUACAGAGGCGCCGGCAAUGCCAUGUGUAGGAGGGCGUGGGGCCGAUCCCCCCGCGUGUCGAAACAUGUUGGGGUAACGAUACGAUUAGCACAUAUCUGAGUGAGGCGAUGAGGAAGCCGCUGCUUAGCAUCAAACUCUUGGCAGAUCGGCGCCACUUUCUCCUGCUACUGCUUGACCUGGCUGUCGGAUAUGCUAUGCUUGAAGUGCGGCGGCUGGAAGUUAUCGGUGGCUGGGUAGCCGCCUAACCGGGUGCCAGUGUAGUGUGAGCUGGUAGGCCCGGCUCGAAAGCUACCUGACUGUAGUGGCACACAUGGGCAGUUGGCGCUAGUCGGCAGGCGCGCGAGUGGGAGCUGGCAACGAAGUGCUUGCUAGUUGAGCGCACACGCGUGUGGAAAGCUGCGACAGAGUACGGCCGAGCAUGGCGGAGACUGGCCGUUGGCGCGGCGCGUGAGUGGCAGUGCAUAGUCGUGCACGCGCCGUUUGGGAAGCUGCGCGUGAGCUGCCUGUGAAGUGUGAACUCAGAGAGACGCAUGGGGCUGACCCUGUUUCCAUGAGCUGCCCCUGGGCGUACACGGUUUCACACGGUUGACAGUGGGACCUGCCUAAAGAAGCCGCGGUGCGAGGCGGGACUUGCUGUAAUGCACGACAGUCGCUAGGGGGCACGCGAGGGCGCGCGCCUGCAUGCUUGGCCAGACGUUCGAAACCUUGCCUGAAGCAGGCAUAAUCGAGUACAUCAAGCACGUCCAUAUCAUCAAUCCAUGUUUAGACUGAAAAGCAAUGGCACGGAAAACGUACAUACCAUGCUCAUCAUACCUAUACCCA